AUGAGGCUUGAGCUCCCAGCUUCACUGCAGCUGCAGACCAUUGCAGUGGCGGUCCUUUCCUUUUCUAGGGGGCUUCUGUUGGAGCCAGCGGCGACGAAGGUGCAGAAGCACACGGCAUCGUGGCGCCUCUGGCACGUGAACCUGAAGUUUGUGAUUGCCAGCCAGCAGUGGGCCACCAUCAUUCUCACCAUCCUCAUCUGCUGCGUGCCUGUCGCCAUCCUGCAUUGGGGCCCUGGCCGCCACCCUCGGGAGCGUGACGUUUUUCUGUACGAUGGGACAAUUAGUUACCCGCUGGGAGAUGACUCAGUGCCUGCCUGGGUGGCAUGGGUCAUCCCCCUCAUACUUCUCAUUCUGACGGUGCUCGUGGGCGAGUUUGUGCUGUACAAGCCGCUGCACGCCAACAUCACCAAUGCAAUCACCACGACGCUACACUUUGUCAUCGAUGCUCUCGCAGCUUUCAUAGUGGCCAUCCUGGUGCAAGUGGCCACAAAAUCGGCUGUGGGUCGGCUGCGCCCCGACUUCCUCGACCGGUGUCAGCCGGCCGGGGGGGCCAACUACCAAUUCAAACCCCAGUACGGCACGGACACCGGCGUGGUCUGUACCCAGACCGACAUCAAGCUUCUGGACGACGGCCGCAGCAGCUUCCCCUCAGGCCACGCGUGCAUGUCGGCGGUGUUCGUGUGGUACACUGCGGGCUACUUCAUGUGGGCCAUCUACUUCCGCCACCGGCAGAGCGUCUUUGGCCGCUUUAUUGAGCGCACCUCCUGGCUCGGCUUCUUCGUCAAAGAUCUGGGCCACGCACUCGCACUCUACUGGAUCCUUCUCAACGUGGGCUUUUCGUGGGCAGUUGCUGGCUCAAGGAUCGUGGACAACAAGCACCACCCUUCUGACGUGGUCGGUGGCUUCUUCCUGGGUGCCAGCGUGGCGCUCAUUUUUGUCAUCCGCGCCACUGCCUGCCUGAAGUUCAUCCCGGUGUACAACAUCGACACAGAUGGCGCGGAGCACUUAAGAGGCGGCGAGCAUGGCGUGGGAGAUAAUCGAUUGGAGAUGGCAGAGAUGGGGGACGCACCCCCCGCUGGUGGUAUCCCCAUGGGCUCUGUCAGCCCUCAGCCUGGGAGGGCCAACUCCCUGGGAGUCGCGCAUUCAAUACCCCUGAAUUAGAGCCGGGGUUGGGGUAAUAACUUUUCUAUUACCGAGUGGCAGCCUGCUUAAACCACGGGUCGUCUUUGGGGAGUUUGAUGCUAGCUCAAGGGGUGUUGAGAAACCACAUGGAUCGUCAAUGGAACUACUGCAGCGGUCCAUCUCCUGAUCUAGCACAGAUGCAUCUUUUCUUGGGUGACCCCAAAGUCUUGUAUCUUUGCGAGCCUGUUGGCAGGGGAAGAGGAGAACUUCUUGAGGAGGCCUGGAAGACAUGCAGGGACUCUGGGAUAUUAUAUGCCGGAAAAAAUUCAUUUGCUGGUUUCUGCCUGCCCCUAGACAUACUUGGGUUGCCAAUGAGAUGGUAUCCUGAAGGUUGGCAGAGCUUUGGCAGCCUGGCUUUGCAUGCGCAUCCAGCUUGAGCAAUUGCCAGGGGCGUGUGUGCAGCCUGCAGCUGUGUGACAGUGUACCAUUAUGACCUUCUGUCAACACCUCAGUGACCUCUUUUGUGCUUGUCACAACCUGACUGACCCUCCAUUUGGGGCCGUGCUCUUGCUGCUCAAAUGAAGAGUGCAUGGCCAGCCCUUUGUAGGGCUACCAGUCACAUAUGGCACUGUUCUUAGACAAAGGGAUGUCUAUUUUGGGGAAACCUCUAGGCACCGGGACUUGUGAGUGUGCUGCCGCUGCGUGCUGCAUUGGGCACCAGACGAGCUGUCAUUCCAUGCUUGGUGUUCUGCACUGUCCUCUGCUGUGCGGAGGAUUUGCUACUUGGGUCUCGUGCUGCUUGCAUGUGAGGAAAGCGUUUGUCGCACAAGUGCACUUUGAGGAGACCUAGAGUUUUUGACUCACUGCUACACUCUCUUUUUUGGAGUAGAUUGCAGACUGUCCACUGUCUGCUGUUACUGCAACUGGGUGAUUGUUGUCCUGACCUCAUACGGUUUUGUACUGGCUGUGUGUAACUCAAGGGAGCUUUGC
This is a messenger RNA of Coccomyxa subellipsoidea C-169, 2112 nucleotides long. Its product is annotated as acid phosphatase/Vanadium-dependent haloperoxidase. Gene Ontology annotation, biological process: phospholipid metabolic process. Lineage: Eukaryota; Viridiplantae; Chlorophyta; Trebouxiophyceae; Coccomyxaceae. Gene Ontology annotation, molecular function: phosphatidate phosphatase activity. The transcript is spliced from 8 exons. Bases 1 to 1161 code for a protein of 386 amino acids. The record is from RefSeq and is a predicted model, not a curated record.